ACCACCACCACCAUCACCAACCCCACCUCCACUACCAUCACCAAACCCACCUCCACCAUGAUCACCAACCCCACCUCCAUCACCAUCACCACUCCCACCUCCACCACCAUCACCAACCCCACCUCUACUACCAUCACCAAACCCACCUCCACCAUGAUCACCAACCCCACCUCCACCACCAUCACC
Molecule: messenger RNA, 186 nt
Organism: Balaenoptera ricei (Rice's whale)
Lineage: Eukaryota; Metazoa; Chordata; Mammalia; Artiodactyla; Balaenopteridae
Product: G8 domain-containing protein DDB_G0286311-like
Exons: 2
Source: RefSeq, a predicted model, not a curated record